Molecule: messenger RNA, 3928 nt
Organism: Pseudophryne corroboree (corroboree frog)
Lineage: Eukaryota; Metazoa; Chordata; Amphibia; Anura; Myobatrachidae
Product: oocyte zinc finger protein XlCOF6-like
Exons: 6
Coding region: 97-2694 (865 amino acids)
Biological process (GO): regulation of transcription by RNA polymerase II
Cellular component (GO): chromatin; PcG protein complex; transcription regulator complex
Molecular function (GO): DNA-binding transcription factor activity, RNA polymerase II-specific; RNA polymerase II cis-regulatory region sequence-specific DNA binding
Source: RefSeq, a predicted model, not a curated record
GGCGGAGUUAUAGAGAGGCAGCGCUGUGCAUUCUGGGAACAGUCAAAGCUUUUCAGCCUGUUGGUGCCUCGGAUCAAGAUCCUACUCUACACCCCUAUGUCUAUCUUUGUGGAGCCCAGUGUACCUCGCAGAAAGAGUUUUAACAAAGGAACUCCAGCUGUGAGGAACGGAGUCUUUAUUACACAUCACACGUUCUGUAUUCUCUCUGAUUCACUGAGGAUGGACAAGGACAGGAGUCACAGGACUGAGAGGAUAAUAAAUAUCACCCUGGAGAUCAUCUACCUGCUGACUGGGGAGGAUUACACAAUAGUGAAGAAGACAUCCGAUGAGUAUGAGACAACCAGCAGCCAUCCCCCUGUAUCAGGGGGACUGAGUAGAACCCAGAGCCCCAUCACCGUGCCUCCACCUCACUCACUGACACAUGAGAGACAAAAUGAUCAGAAGAUCCUGGAACUCACCAAGAAGAUCAUUCAGUUGCUGACUGGAGAGGGUGAAGCCCAAUUAAAUAAUAUUAAAGUCAAAGAUACAGAGGGAGAAGAAGAGACGUAUUUGACUGAUAUAAAGGCAGAAGAUAUAGAGGGAGAAGAAGAGACGUAUGUGACUGAUAUAAAGGCAGAAGAUAUAGAGGGAGAAGAAGAGACGUAUGUGACUGAUAUAAAGGCAGAAGAUAUAGAGGGAGAAGAAGAGACGUAUAUGACUGAUAUGAAGGUAGAAGAUAUAGAGGGAGAAGAAGAGACGUAUGUGACUGAUAUAAAGGCAGAAGAUAUAGAGGGAGAAGAAGAGACGUAUGUGACUGAUAUAAAGGCAGAAGAUACAGAGGGAGAAGAAGAGACGUAUGUGACUGAUAUGAAGGCAGAAGAUAUAGAGGGAGAAGAAGAGACGUAUGUGAGGGGUGAUCAGCAGUGUAAGGAGGAGGAGAUCCCUACAGAUAUCAGCAGAGCAGAUGGACACACAAGCAGGAAUAUCUCAGAAGGACAUCUAAUGUUAUCCCCGGAUUGUGACAUAAAAGAUAAUGACAGCAGACAGGAUUCUCCAGGAGAUAACCCCAUUACCCCAAUUAUACAUCCAGCUCUAUCAGCUGGUCCCUCUGAUCCUGGGAAAUGUUCUCCUGAUCACUCUAAUAUUGGUGCAUCUGUUACAGCUCUGACAGUAGAUACAGUGUUUCCGUGUUCUAUAGAUGCCAAAUGUUUUACACAAAACACAAAGCAUAUUAACCCACAUACAGGUAAGGCAGGUGAAAGGCCACUGAUAUGUUCUGAGUGUUGGAAAUGUUUUACAUACAAAUCAUAUCUUGUUAAACAUCAGAGAAGUCACACAGGUGAGAGGCCAUUUCCAUGUUCUGAGUGUGGGAAAUGUUUUACACUGAAAUCACAUCUUGUUACACAUCAGCGAACUCACACAGGUGAGAAGCCAUUUCUAUGCUCUGAGUGUGGGAAAUGUUUUUCAAACAAAUCAGAUCUUGCUAGACAUCAGAGAACUCACACAGGUGAGAAGGCAUUUCCAUGUUCUGAGUGUGGGAAAUGUUUUGCACACAAAUCAGAUCUUGUUAAUCAUCAGAGAACUCACACAGGUGAGAAGCCAUUUCCAUGUUCUGAGUGUGGGAAAUGUUUUACACGGAAAUCAUAUCUGGUUACUCAUCAGCGAACUCACACAGGUGAGAAGCCAUUUCUAUGCUCUGAGUGUGGGAAAUGUUUUGCAAACAAAUCAGAUAUUGUUCAACAUCAGAGAAGUCACACAGGUGAGAAGCCAUUUCCAUGUUCUGAGUGUGGGAAAUGUUUUACACGGAAAUCAUAUCUUGUUACUCAUCAGGAAACUCACACAGGUGAGAGGCUAUUUCUAUGUUCUGAGUGUGGGAAAGGUUUUGCACACAAAUCACAUCUUGUUAUACAUCACAGAAGUCACACAGGUGAGAACCCAUUUGCAUGUUCUGAGUGUGGGAAAUGUUUUGCACACAAAUCACAACUUGUUAGACAUCAGCAAAGUCACACAGGUGAGAGGCCAUUUCCAUGUUCUGAGUGUGGGAAAUGUUUUACACUGAAAUCACAUCUUGUUACACAUCAGCGAACUCACACAGGUGAGAAGCCAUUUCUAUGCUCUGAGUGUGGGAAAUGUUUUUCAAACAAAUCAGAUCUUGCUAGACAUCAGAGAACUCACACAGGUGAGAAGGCAUUUCCAUGUUCUGAGUGUGGGAAAUGUUUUGCACACAAAUCAGAUCUUGUUAAUCAUCAGAGAACUCACACAGGUGAGAAGCCAUUUCCAUGUUCUGAGUGUGGGAAAUGUUUUACACGGAAAUCAUAUCUGGUUACUCAUCAGCGAACUCACACAGGUGAGAAGCCAUUUCUAUGCUCUGAGUGUGGGAAAUGUUUUGCAAACAAAUCAGAUAUUGUUCAACAUCAGAGAAGUCACACAGGUGAGAAGCCAUUUCCAUGUUCUGAGUGUGGGAAAUGUUUUACACGGAAAUCAUAUCUUGUUACUCAUCAGGAAACUCACACAGGUGAGAGGCUAUUUCUAUGUUCUGAGUGUGGGAAAGGUUUUGCACACAAAUCACAUCUUGUUAUACAUCACAGAAGUCACACAGGUGAGAACCCAUUUGCAUGUUCUGAGUGUGGGAAAUGUUUUGCACACAAAUCACAACUUGUUAGACAUCAGCAAAGUCACACAGGUGAGAGGCCAUUUCUAUACUCUGAGAAAUAAAGCAGCUCUUGUUGCACACAAUAGACAUCACUCAGGUGAGGAACUAUUUUAAUCUUCUGGAGUAUACUUAUCAUUGCCAUGCGUUGUUCUUCAAGGUUCUUAUUCUAUCUCCUAUGCUUUUUGCAAUAUACAUGCUACCACUGGGUGAAAUAAUCAGAUGUCAUGCCCUCAUCUACCACUGCUAUGCAGAUGACCUGUCUUUUGCUCUGGGUACUGAGAACCCAGUACCAAUCCUAAAUGGUUGUCUAGCUGAGCUCCAGGUAUGGGUGAUACCAGUUGGCUGUGAUUCAGUCCUGGUGAAACAGGUCUUUAAGCUCACCACCAAAGGGCAGGGCUACAGUUCAGCUUUGCAAACCAACCAGACUUACGCUUGGGGGUUCAGAGUUACAAAAUGCUGAUCAUGUGCGGAAUCUUGGUGUCCUGGAUGGUGGAGUGACACUUAGACAUCAGUAUCUGCCACAAUCAGAUCCUCAUCUGAGGAACAUAGCCAGACUCCAGCACUUUAUUCCCUCAGAAGAUCUACCUACAGUCAUACAUGCACUUGUAUCAUCACACAUAGACUACUGCAAUGUCCUCUACCUGGGUCUCCCAGCAAUAGAAUUGCACCGCUUGUAGCUUGUACAGAAUGCAGCAGCCAAGCUGUUACCUAACCAGCUUGUUCCUGCCACAUAACACCCAUUCUCUGCUCCCACCACCGGCUGCCUGUAAGAUGGUUACUCUUACAUAAUCUCACUGACUCUCCCAAUCCUACAUGACCAGGAUCCAUGGUACCAGAAGCAGCUUCUGCCUCCUUACUGCCCAGUUACUUCCACCUGCAGAUGUAGGACUGUUACCAGCAGUACCAAGAAUCCUCAAGCAGUGCUGAGAGGUCAGGGGUGAGACAGGGUGGUGACACUAGUGCUGUAGUAGGGGCUGCCGGAGGCACUGUCUGUAUGUAAUAUUGUCCUCAAGCAGCGCUAAGGUGUAAGAGGGGAGACAGGGCAAUGGCAGUUGUGGGCAGAGACGGGGCAGUGGCAGUAGUGGGGGGAGAUGGCGGUGGCAGUAGUGGAGGGAGACGGGGCUGAUGCAGUUGUGGGGGAGAGACUGCAGUGGCAGUUUUGAGGGAGAAGGGCGGUAGCAGUAGUGGAGAGAGACAGGGCAGUGGCAGUAGUGGGAGACAGAGCGGAUGCAGUUGGGGGUAGACAGGGCAGUUGCAGUAGUGGGGAGACUCGUCAGUGACAGAAGUGGGGGGAGA